Staurois parvus is the source of this 483-nucleotide messenger RNA. The record is from the annotation of a GenBank genome assembly. NCBI's taxonomy places the organism in Eukaryota, Metazoa, Chordata, Amphibia, Anura, Ranidae.
AUGCCUAGAGGAAGCCGAAGCCGUACCUCCAGGAUGGCCCCGCCAGCCAGCCGGGCACCAGUAAUGAGGUCAGCACCACCUCCAGUGGCACACCCACCUGCUGCUGCUGCCCCAUCCGCCCUUGGACCUGCUGCUGCCCCUAGACAACCAGGACUCAUGGCACAAAUGGCUACUACAGCUGCUGGAGUUGCAGUUGGUUCUGCAGUGGGACACACUAUUGGACAUGCUAUUACUGGUGGAUUUGGUGGCAGUAAUUCAGAGCCUGCAAGGGCAGAUAUAACCUACCAGGCUCCACAGUCAGCUUAUCAACAGCAGCAGACUCAGUACACACCAUGUCAGUAUGAGAUGAAACAAUUCUUGGAGUGUGCUCAGAAUCAAACUGACCUGAAGCUCUGUGAGGGCUUCAGCGAGGUGCUCAAACAGUGUCGAUUCGCAAAUGGUAUGUUCCCUACUUUUCUUGCAAAUUUUAAUUGCAAGUUGUAA